Camelina sativa (false flax) is the source of this 3654-nucleotide messenger RNA. Lineage: Eukaryota; Viridiplantae; Streptophyta; Magnoliopsida; Brassicales; Brassicaceae. The record is from RefSeq and is a predicted model, not a curated record.
CGAAGGUACAUGAGUCAUAUACAGUAGCUAGGGAGUCAAUUGACCCCACAAAUUCUAAAGGAAAAUUCCGGAAAAAAAAACAACCAACUAUUUACCAGAAAAAAACAUAGACUUUUUUUGAUUGCCAGAAAAAUAGAUAGAAUAUUUUUUAGUUGAUAAAAAAUAAAUAAAAUUAUCAACUAUGCCAUGUACAGUACCAUUUCUCAAGAGAAAUGCUAUUUUCAACAUAACUUUUUUUUAAAUGCCAUAAGACCCACUUUGAUCCACCAAAAAUGACAAAACUACCCUUAUAUUAUUAUUUUUUCUCUCGUAUUCGAUAUCUCAUAUCUAUUUCUAUUUUCUUCUUUCCUUUUUCUUCCUUCAAUAACAAAGAAAUCAUUUUAUGGAUUUGAAAAGCUUUUCUGAUGAUUGUUUCAUCAGAAUCACUCCACCAGAAAGAGAUAGAAAUCAGAUUGUAACAACAAAGACCAAAUCAGUGAAGAGAUUAAACGAUCAAUCAUUAUUUCUAUUAAACGAUCAAUCAUUAUUUUAAUAUGAAAAAAUUUGUAAAUAUUUGUUUUCCAAUGAUUUUAUGAUCUUCAAAGACUAAUACUUACACAUAAGAAAAAAAAACUCAUACCUUACCAUACAAAGACAACACAAGGUUAAUAACAUUAUUUUUAAAAAUUAUAUGAUACUAGUAAAUACUAAAUACAGUUUUCUUUUUUAAAAUUAAUUUCUAUAAUAAUUAAUUGAAUAUAUAUUUUUUUGGUUAAGGAUGUAGGCAAAUAUUUCUAGCAUAUUUUUAUGUCUUGUUUUAAAAACCGCUAGGCAUCAAUCGGGCGGUGAAAAAGCGCCUAGCGCGAAAUCAGUUAACCAAAGAUUAUACGGGAAUUGAUGAGAGACUAGUUUUAGAGUUUUUAUCAAUAAAUAAUUUAAAUUUACUAAAUAUGUGUAACUAUACAGACUUUGAAACAGUAAAAACACGUGCUAAGAACAUGAUGAUUUAAAAAAAAUUAGAUAAGGUUAAAUUCAAAAAAAGUAACGAUUGUGUUAUGAUAAAAAUGAUUUAAAAUAGGGAAAGUUACUCGAUUAACCCAAAACAAGGGAAUAAUUGCUAAAUUAACUCUUAAAAUAUUAAGGUCAAUUGGGUUAUUUUAUGUCUAAAAUACCCUUUAGUGCUUUGUUAGGAAAAAAAUACCAUAAUACCCUUAUAAUUUUUUCUAGCGAUUAGGAGAGCGAAAAUUACAAAAAUAUGUGGUAUGUGGUGACAAAUUAAUUUGACUGUCACAGGUUUUUUUUUAAAUGGAAGAUUUACUUUGGCAGAUUUAUUUUGGUUGACAGAAUUAUAAAAAUCAGUUGUGACAGUUUUUUAUUUACGGCUGAUUUUUUUCCAAACAGCAGACUUUUUUUUAACGAGACAACAGACUUGUUAUUAUUUCUACCGGUUUGUUAUAAUAUGUGGCCGACUUUUUAUUUUAGUUGUUACAGUUUUUUUUUAAACUAAAUAUCUGUUGUAACGUGACAGAUUUUUUGAGAAAAAAAAAUUACUAAUUUGACGUUUAUUGAUAACAGAUUUACUUUUAGUUACAACAGAUUUUAAUAAUUUGACCAAUAAUCUGCCGAGAGAUAGCAGAUUUUUAAUCAAAAUUUAAAAUUGCUAGUUUGACCUACACUUUGUAGCAUGUUAUGGCAGAUUUAUUUUAUGUUAUGGCAGUUUUUUUUUUUUUUUUCAAUAAUCUGUCGUUUGUUGACAGAUUUAUGUAAGGAAAAUAAAAAUUGCUAGAAUGACUUUACAAAUUUGUUUAAUGUUGUGACAGUUUUUUUGUUUGUUCAACUCAUUUUUUUGGUUAUGACAGUUUUUAAUUUUUAUAUAGUGACAGAUUAUUUUUUUGAACUAUAUAAUGACAGACUUGUUUCAUAGUUCCAGAUUCAUUGUUUCAGAUUUUUUUUUGAACUAAACAUUGACAAACUUAUUGUAGGUGUGGCAGACUUUUUAUUUUAGUUUCCAUUUAUGCACGUAAACAUUAAAUUUUUAGGGUUUUCCAUAAGCGGUUUCCUAUUUUUUCUCCAUCUUUAGCACGACGCCGCCCCAUAAACUCCAUUGAACAUCAUUUUUUCCUUUUGAGUUCACAGUCAAUUAUAUCUCUCCUUUUCGAUCUUCUAACGAGUUUUCUUUUUUUUUUUGGGUUUGGCAUGGAUCACGUGAUUUUUGUCUGUGGCAAAUGGAUCUAUGAUGAAGUCAAGUGGUUGUUUGUUGUUGAUAAUAAGAGAGGGGGUCGAAUUCUAGACUGUAACAACCAAAUGAGUUACGAUGAUUGUAUUCAAUUGGUGUAUAAAGAUUACGGUUUGGAUGAGAAAGUAUAUGAUAUUUGGUUGAGCUACAAGAUUUCGAAGGUGUUAUUACAAAAGUUACCAAGCGAUACACCACCAGUAUUUAUCACCAAUUCUCGACAGUUUCAUGGUUUUCUAAAGCAAUUGAAGAGUGACACACUUCGACUUUGUGUUGAAGUGACGGCUAAAGUUAGGAGUGGAUCGAAAAAAAGAGCUAGAGAUGAUAAUGUUUUGGUUGAAGGAGAUACUGAAUUUGCUGUGGGAGACAUCAUUAAAGAAGAUUCAGAAGUUGACGAUGAUAAAGAAAUCAGAUUUGAUAACUGUGAUGAUUCUAAUGGAACAGAUUAUGAUGAUGAAAAUUUUAAUUUGUAUGGGAUUCCACCAGAAGAAGAAGAAAAACCUACUGCUAUUUCACCAAAUAAGAAGACAAGUUCAGGUAUAUUCAUUGAAGAACAGAAGGAAGAUGAUAAUUAUGCAAAGUUAGAGUUGUCUUCUCUUAAUUUGGCUGUUGGUCAAUGUUAUGAAACAAAGAAGCAUUUGGAGACACGAUUGCAAAUACUAACUAUAGUAGAGAAGUUUGAUUACUAUAAAUAUAAAUCGAACCCAAGGUUGCUAAUUGUCAAGUGCUGGGUAAAAGGUUGUAAGUGGAGGGUGAGAGCUACAACAGGAAAAGACUAUCCAAAGUUCCAUGUGCGUGUGUUUAUUUCACAACAUACAUGUUUACUGACUGAGCGUUCUUCACGUACCAAACAAGCAAAUCAUGAGAUUCUAGGAGCGUUGUAUAAGGAUUUCGUUGGUGGAGUUUGGCCCAAGGUAUUGCCAAUGCAUGUUGCAGAAGCGUUAAAUAAACGCUUUCAGAUAAAGAUGGAAUACUGGAAGGCGUAUCGAACACUACGACAUGCUCGUCAAUUGGUCAGAGGUAGUCCAGAGAGUGGUUAUAUGCAGCUAAAUACUUACUUGUACAUGCUAAAGAGGGCAAAUCCAGGAACAUAUACGCAGCUUGAACUUGAUGAUGCUGGUAGAUUUAAGUACUUGUUUCUAGCAUAUGGUGCAAGCUUGAAUGGAUUUCCUUUCAUGAGGAAAGUGUUGGUUGUUGAUGGUACAUUUUUACAAGGAAAAUACAAAGGGACACUUCUGACGGCAACAACUUAAGAUGGCAAUUUUCAGAUAUUUCCAAUAGCAUGGGACUGAUUUUUCAAGCAAUUCCGGUGUGUGAUACCAGAUGACGAAGGUCUAUGAGCCUCAUCCUCUUCAUUGUUGUUUGAAGUCGAAUCAACCGGGAGAUUAGUGGGUUUUGUUUCUUUCAUUCCUUUCAAAUCUACCUCCACCAUUCUAAUCCUA